Messenger RNA from Trifolium pratense (red clover), 4584 nucleotides. RefSeq lists its product as uncharacterized. Gene Ontology annotation, cellular component: cytoplasm. The transcript is spliced from 9 exons. Gene Ontology annotation, biological process: protein phosphorylation; signal transduction. Lineage: Eukaryota; Viridiplantae; Streptophyta; Magnoliopsida; Fabales; Fabaceae. Gene Ontology annotation, molecular function: protein binding; ATP binding; protein kinase activity. The record is from RefSeq and is a predicted model, not a curated record. Bases 695 to 4318 code for a protein of 1207 amino acids.
AAUUUACUUUAUUUUAUUAUUCCACAACAAAACACAAACAUUAGCUUCAAGUUCAACAAUCCACAACAGAUAUAUAGAGAGAGAGAAACAAAAGUGUUUGUCUCUGUGACUGUGUGUGACAGACAGAAGAGAGAGAGAAAGUAUCUGUGUGCGUGUAUUGUGCUGUGCUGUCAUUUUGUUCCAAAAGUAUCAUUCAAUUACAAGUAGAUUCAUAUUAUUUGCAACUUCAAAGAAAAAAAAAGAUAAAAAACAUGGGAUAGACAAACAAAGUUUGAUUCCUUUUUGUUUCCUUUUUCAGAUAUUUACACUCUUUUUUUUCUUGCUUUUUUUCAAGAUACUAAUCCAUGGCUGUUACUCUGAAACCUUCUUGAAUUACAUCAUCAAUCAGGGUGACAUUUUGAUGAUAAUUUGAUCAUCAAAUCAAGUACUUAGUCUUGAGAGUUCCGAGGAUUGUGGAAGCUUCUUCAUGCAUUGAUUUUGGUGACAUAAAAGCUUCUCUCCAACUCAUUGCUAUGGAUAAAAAGCUGAAAAUUUUUGACUUUUAAAAAAAAUUAGUAAUCUUAUCAAAGGGAUUUGGAAAUUGAAUUGGUAGUAAUAGUUUCGUUAGGAUGGUUAAUGUCUUCUCAGUACUGUGGCAUUGUAGUAAACUCCUGCAUUCAACAUUACAAAUGAUGCUUUGAUUAUACAAUCAAGAAUGCAGAAACAUCAAUACAAUUCCAUGGAACCUCGAAACGAGGAAUACCAUUCUGCACCGCAACCGGUCCUGCAAGAUCAUUUGGAGGGAAUGCAUACCAAUACAAGGCCUCCUCCUUCCUUCAACAUGCCAGAAAAUAAACCUGUACAUAAUUUCUCCAUACAGACCGGUGAGGAAUUCGCUCUUGAGUUUAUGAGGGAUAGGGUGAAUGUCAAGAAGCCUUCAUUUCCAAAUGUUGUCGGCGAACCUAAUUAUGCGACAGGGUCUAUGGACUUGAAAGGAAUUUUAGGUCAUCCAGGAUCUGAAAGUGGUUCUGAUAUUUCUAUGCUCGCAAAUAUUGAAAAUGUUCCGAAAGAGUUUGACAGAAGGAAUUCUGUUUUACAUCAGGAAAGAAGUAAUUAUGGCUCGGCUCGAUCAAUUCCUAGAUCGUCGUCUAAUCAAGACAAUAACCGAGUCCUUCAUGGUAUUUCCUCUUCUGGAGGUUCUGACAGCUUAUCAUUGAAGAUGAAGAUUCUAUGCAGCUUUGGUGGCAGAAUAUUACCACGGCCAAGUGACGGAAAGCUUAGAUAUGUCGGUGGUGAAACACGGAUUAUUAGUAUAAGAAAGGACAUAAGUUGGCCGGAACUUUUGCAGAAAAUAUCAUCAAUCUAUAAUGAUACUCAUGCAAUAAAGUAUCAGCUCCCUGGAGAAGAUCUUGACGCCCUAGUUUCAGUAUCGUCCGAUGAGGAUCUUCGGAAUAUGAUGGAGGAAUGUCAUGACCUACAAAGAAGUCGAGGAUCCUUGAAGCUUAGGAUGUUCCUGUUCUCGAUAAAUGAUUUGGACGAGAGUCAGUUUGGUCUAGGUAGCAUGGAUGGUGGAGAUUCUGAAAUCCAAUAUGUAGUUGCUAUUAAUGGCAUGGGCAUGGAAUCAAGAAGCAACUCUAUCCUUCGAUGUGCCGGAAGUUCUAAUAGUAUACAGGAGCUAGACAGACAAAAUAUUGACAAGGAGACUAAAAGAGCCGUGGUAGAAUCAUAUGGUGUCGGCAGUUCUUCCUUGACUCGCAGUGUUAACUCGGUAUUGACAAAUCAGUCUUCCCAACCAGUGCUACCAACAUCCUCAAAUGCUUAUGAAGCCUAUCCGUUCUUUUAUGAGGAUCCGAUCAUUCAACAAGGUGGAACUAGUCAAUAUCCAAUACACAAUGGCCCUUUUCCUUCUAGCAGUUCGGCUCGCAAUCUAGGAGAGGUUCCGGUUUCUUUGCCUACUCAUGGUCUUGUGAACCAAGGAACGGUGAGCGAAGGACAAGCAUCCAGUGAGUUGAAAGUACAAAGAAAAGGUGAUAAUGUCAUUCAUACAGCGAAUGAUCGAGUAAAAGUUUUAUCAACAGAAGCACCAUAUUCUCUUCCUUCACAUCCAUUUGAGGGAAGUUUGCAAGGUAACUUAUCAGAGGCACCAAUUCCAGCUGCUGUAUCAGAAGCACUCCAUCCUGCGCUGCCAUUAGAAAACAAGAUUCCAGCUGCUGUAUCAGAAGCUCUGAAUCCACAAAUUUCAAGACCGGGUGAAGAUGACUUCUAUACUGCAUCGGCAGAUGCAUUCAGUCGUGCUCUUGUUGAUGCCGAGUCCAAUGUAAUUGAUUUCAGUUGCCUUGAACCACCUCCACUUCCUAAUAGAGUCUAUUAUUCAGAGAGAAUUUUUCCUAGGGAGCAAGCAGAUUUGCUGAACCGGUCCGCAAAGUCAGAUGAUGCAUAUGGUUCUCACUUACUCAUGUCAGAUUUACUUUCUGAUUUGAACCACAUGAAUUCAGUUAAUGAAUCCAACGACAUGUUGCACAACGAGAAUCUGUCAAAUCUGAAUACAGCAUCAAACUCAUCAGCAAAGCCCUUGCGUGCGGAUAGCCAUAUCAUCAACAAACAUUUGCCUGAUACAACAAGUCAGGCAAACUCAAAGUUAUAUCAGCUUGUGGAUUCUGAUUUGAAGCGGGUAUUAUCAGAUAACAAAAUUUCUGAAAAUGAGACAAAUGUCUCCAAAGGUAGUCCUAAAGUUCUUCAAGUUGAUGAAACCAAGGGCAGUGAGCGUCUUGCAUUUCGCCGAGUUCCUUCUGUUGAACAAAAUGUGAAUCUAGCAUCUAAACUUCAAGAUAACAAUUUGUCUGAUGUUCCUACAAGGGAACCUCUUGAUGCUAAAUCCAAACCUUCUCAGGGUGACAUUCUGAUCGACAUUGAAGACAGGUUUCCGCGUGAUUUCCUUUAUGAUAUGUUCUCGAAAGCAGCUCAUUCUGAAGAUUCCGCAAACAUUAGUCCAUUACCAGCUGAUAGAGCCGGUUUGAGCUUAAAAAUGGACAAUCAUGAGCCUAAAAGUUGGUCAUAUUUUCAGAAGUUGGCUCAUGAGGGGUUCGAUAAUAAUGUUUCUCUAAUUGAUCAGGAUAAUCUCGGUUUUUCAUCUCCUGUAAGUAAAGUAAAAGAAGGGGAUAGUAUGUUACAGCAUUCUGCUCCUCUACCAGCCGAGAGUGUUAUUCUGACAGGACCCAAGGAAUCCCAUUCCCACCUAAAUUUUGGAGAUGAAAAUCAGAAAAUUUUACCUGCAACCACUAAAACCGAGGCUGUUGUUUUUAAACCAGAAAAUAACCCUUCUGAACUUAAGGGAAACGGAAAUAAGAACGUCAGCACAACAGUGGAAAACAUAAGACCAACGGAGUAUGAAUAUCAGGAUGACAAUAGUGAGACAAGGGAUGUGGUUGUCGCUCCAGAUACUAUUUUUGGGGAGUUUGAUAUUAGUACUUUGCAGAUCAUAAUGAAUGCGGAUCUUGAAGAGCUGAGAGAACUCGGUUCUGGUACCUUUGGGACUGUGUAUCAUGGAAAAUGGCGGGGAUCAGAUGUUGCAAUUAAAAGAAUAAAGAAAAGUUGUUUCUCCGGUCGGUCUUCAGAACAAGAAAGACUGACCAUAGAGUUUUGGCGGGAAGCGGACAUACUUUCCAAGCUUCAUCAUCCUAAUGUGGUGGCAUUUUAUGGGGUAGUUCAAGAUGGACCAGGAGGAACAAUGGCCACUGUUACUGAGUUCAUGGUCGAUGGUUCUCUUCGGCAUGUUUUGCUACGUAAGGAUAGGUAUCUUGAUCGCCGCAAGAGGCUGAUAAUUGCCAUGGAUGCAGCUUUCGGAAUGGAGUAUUUACAUGCAAAAAAUAUUGUUCAUUUUGACUUGAAAUGUGACAAUUUGCUUGUGAACAUGAAGGAUCCUUUACGGCCAAUAUGCAAGGUUGGUGAUUUUGGCCUGUCAAAAAUUAAGCGGAAUACCCUGGUGACUGGUGGUGUGCGUGGAACUCUACCUUGGAUGGCACCAGAGCUGCUGAAUGGGAGCAGCAAUAAGGUUUCAGAAAAGGUUGAUGUAUUCUCCUUUGGCAUUGUAUUAUGGGAGAUUCUUACUGGGGAGGAGCCAUAUGCUAAUAUGCACUAUGGUGCAAUCAUAGGAGGUAUUGUGAACAACACAUUAAGACCAACAAUCCCAGGUUAUUGCGAUCUAGAAUGGAGAACACUAAUGGAGCAGUGUUGGGCACCUAAUCCUGCAGUCAGGCCAUCUUUUACAGAAAUUGCACGCCGCUUGCGUGUGAUGUCUGCGGCGGCUAUUCCGACCAAAGGACCUAAAGCAUCUAAAUGAUAAUCAACAGAUUUGAUGAGAUGCAAACAUAUCUUUAUGUAUUAAACUAAAUACAUUCAAUUGAGCUAUAAAAUUGUAUAUGUGUUAUACAACUAUAUGAGGGACAUUAGUAUCUGUUUGUAUUGAAAUUUCCUGGUUUGUCCACCAGUUGAUUCUAUUGUUGAUUGUAUAGAGUAUAUAUAUGUCAAUAUGUGUGAAACCAUAUAUUAUAGGAUUGUUCAACAACAUUUGUACUUAUAAUAUCAAUUCCACAGUGUGUUUUUGUA